Molecule: messenger RNA, 917 nt
Organism: Haliotis rufescens (red abalone)
Lineage: Eukaryota; Metazoa; Mollusca; Gastropoda; Lepetellida; Haliotidae
Exons: 6
Coding region: 101-514 (137 amino acids)
Source: RefSeq, a predicted model, not a curated record
UAUUCUAUGACACCGGUUAGUAUAUAAAGUGAUGCGGGUGUGCUGGGUAAAACUUAUUCAGCAAACUUUCGCCUACCAGGUACUCAAGCACGGAUAGAAAAUGUCUGCUACCAAAGUCCUUGGUGUCUCGUUGAUCUGUUUGGUACUAUACAUUGCUGCCGUCGAUGCAGAAUGUGGAAGUUUAUCAAAGGUUAAGCUUGGGGCAUGCGUGACGGCAUUUUCAACGGCCAACUUAGGUAACCGUGAUCAACGUAAGGAGCGUAUCGAUGCUGGCAACACCACCUGCCCAACGGACAUCUUCAAGGAUAGCUGCAAAUCCUACGGCGUCAUGAAGGGGUGUGCUGACUUUGGUGGCUACCCCGAAGGCUGCGGAGCGGACUAUGACAGGAUGCUAAAGGAACAAAAUAUUGAGUGUACACACGUGGAACUGUACAACUUGUGUGGAGGUGCCACUGCCCUGGUGACCAGCUUCACACUGCUCAUCACAUGCAUAAUCACCAUCUUCAGCUUGUAAAUAUUGGAAGAAAAUCAGAGAGGCACGCACAGCACGAUCCACAGUCCACCGGAAUAUCAUGAACCACGCUUAUUUUGGCUUCAAAAGAGAACCUUCAUCGCACUAAACAUGACUGUGGCUCUGGAUUUAGUUUUCACCUAUCACUUUCAAGCAAUGCUUUGUAACAAGGUGCAAUUGUAGCAGUACAACUAGGCCCACUCAUAUACAGUUGUUUACAAACCUCUCGGCAUUCCACUGUCAUCCGAGUUGUGGUGUGCGGAGACCACGUUGUCAUUGAUGCACCACCACUGAACGUACUUGGUGUCAAUAUUAUAUGAAAUUAACUACAUGAUCAGUGCUUUAGCAAACCGAUGUAUAUUGUUGUUUGUUGUUGUGAGGGAAAAAUAAAUCUGAUAAAUUCUCA